UUCAAACUCUAUAGAUCUUCCCGUGAUCUCGCAUCAUUGUGAGACCGGCUUCCCCAUUUCCCACGAUGACUCGAUUGGAGAAUCAUCGCGACUCGUCUCAUUCGAUGGGUACCAGAGGACUUUCUGGGCGAGGUCCGAUGGGGCUUGUCAGUGUGAAGAAACAGUCAUUGUCGGACCCAAGGGGCGAUAAAUGGAAGCGUCAGGUCGAGCAUGCUGGCUUUUCUCGGCAGUCUCCUCGACGUAUUCAGCCAAAGACGGAUUUCUGUCUUGAUAAAGAUUUGGAUGCAUUCUCGGAAAAUGUCAACGGAGCCACCGAGGUGGAAGAGAGAACUCACAGCAACACCAAGAGAGGACAAUCGACGUUCUUUGUCUCUUCCCUCCAAUGUCGCGAAUUCAACCUCGCAUGUAGCCUCGCUCGAUCCACGCCUCUGCUUCUCAAUAUCAAACCUCGCCAACGCCCCAAAUUGGCCUUCUGACUCCUACACCAGCGCAAGCGGACGUCCUAACGGCAUUGCUUCAAGCGGAAAUGCAUUUGCUCUCAAUGGGACACUGUUUAAUGGAAAGCCUCAACAAUGUCGAGAAAGUAAUCUCAUAGAAAGCAAGGCGGCGUUACGUAUGACGGCAAUGCCUUCCGUCCUGGAUAUGUCUUCCUCGCCAGGUUGGAAACAGAGCCCUGACUCGAUCCAAGAGACGGAAGUUUUCCAUUGGAAACUGUUAGACCAGUAUGACUACCCUUUGUCGGAAUUUGGGAGCCGUGCAGCUACACCUUUUGGUAAUAUAUCGCCAAAACUCAAUCAUUGUUUAACGACAUCCAGUCCGGGUCUUGAAGGUAACCCCAUCAAUGCUGCGGAUAGCGCGGAACACCAGAGAAGGCUACAAAUCUCCUCAAACUCCAAGCGUACUAUGGAUAUCGCAGUACCUAUCGAUGAAGGCCCAAUCAAGCGGCCACGAUGUUCUGUUCAACUACCAGACUCUGCUAUGCGCUCGGAUGAAAGUUCCGACGACGAAAAUGCUACGGUGAAGAGAUACAGGCUUUUGGCAUGCCCCUUUUUCAGAUACAACGCCGGACGCCACACGAGCUGCCUCAAUCUCAAAAUGCGUCGGAUCCGGGAUGUCAAACAACACCUCAAGAGGCGACACUCUGAACCGCAGUACUAUUGCACAACCUGUUACAAAGUAUUCACAACCGAAUCGAAGUGGUUUCAGCAUGUGUCGGAUCAGUCUUUCGUACCCUGCUUUCCGACAGAUGGACGGCCUGAUUUUGUAACUGCUCGCGAGAGUCAGCUUCUCUGCGCCAAAGCCAGCAGAAAUGCUACAUUAGAGGAUCAGUGGUAUAGCGUUUGGGACAAGAUCUUCAUAGGCAGGCAGAGACCAUCUCACCCAUUCAUGCGGACAGUUGUGGAAGAGGUCACCUCGAUGAUGCGGGAGUUCUGGCAGAACGAGGGAGACCAGAUUGUUAAGAAGUUUACGGAAUCGCUGCAUAUGCAAGACGGGGAUGAGGUCAGGCUGAAGAAUGUCAUGUUGAACAUGAUGGAAGAAUCCCACAACGUCUUUGGAAACCGGUUUCGGCCCUCUACACCGGUGGAAGGGUCCGUCGGAGGUCCAGACAACGAGCAGCUUUCAAACCCCCACCAUCUCUCAUCAGGGCCACCACGUGGCGAAGACAACGAUGAUAAGGUCUUCUCAGCAUCUAAUCCUGAGCAGAAGGACCUGAAUGGUCUCCUACAUCAACCAUGCUCCCGUCCGGUUUCUGACGUGGAUGAAAAUCAAGUCUGGGAAGGGAUUCCUGCAGAGUUUGACGCGAUGGCUGACAUCGGUCCCAAUGUCAACGAUGCUGGCUUUACAGACAUGUACGAAGGGGCAGAGAAUGCAAUAAUCGACCCGAUGGAGAAAUCUGAAUGGUCUUCUAUCGACUACAGCAACCAAAGCUUGUUUCAAUGCCCAAACAUGCUUGAAACCAGUUUUCAAGAGGUCCAAAUUGGCUCACUGCCAAUCUGAAUCAUCAGAACUGUUGGAUGUGCGCAGAAAGUACCGGAGGAUGACAAGAACGAUGGAAAGAAGGACAGUUAACGAGUCAUAAUGGGGUCUAUCAACUCCAGAGUCGACUUGGAACUCAAGCAUAGACGACAGAAGAUUGCUCUCACGUUGCUCCUAAGCUUUGGAAUCAUCAUGCUUUGUAGAAUCAGGCUAUUUGGGUCCAAACCAGAAAUCGGUUUCUUGAGAUGAGUACGGGGAAGCAAAGAAAUCAAGGAGCGAGGGGAGGAUUACAAUUGUACUUAGAGCCCUUCAACAGGGUACAGAGUUGCAGAGGGAUAAUUGGAUCGGUUUUGUUUGGAGUUUUGGUCGGUGAUUCCAGGAGACC
Molecule: messenger RNA, 2362 nt
Organism: Colletotrichum destructivum
Lineage: Eukaryota; Fungi; Ascomycota; Sordariomycetes; Glomerellales; Glomerellaceae
Exons: 4
Coding region: 211-1998 (595 amino acids)
Source: RefSeq, a predicted model, not a curated record